GCUCGUUUUUCCCCCACAACCAAGGGAAGAUUGCGAGCUCUCUCGCUAUAACUCAUCAACACUCCUCCUCCUUCAAAACCUUGACCCGGUUCUGAUCAAGCAAACCUUCACGCUACUCGUAUCUACCUGCUCCACCCCGAGAGCUAUAGACGUCGUCUGGGUCGAAAAGACGUGCGAAAGGACUCCCUCUUGUCGGACCCGAAAUACCGAGCUCGUAGAAGCAGCUUGAACAUUUCGUUUCCUCCAAAAAAAUAAUCAACCUGAUCGUAAAUCACCUUUAGACGGGAUUCCAGGACCGUACAGACUCUAGGACAGAAGAAAGGGCAACAAUAAAACAUGUACCGAUCCUCUUUGCGUCAAUACCGGGCUGCCGCGAGGCUGUCUACUAUCGCCGGUCAAGCGGGAGCUCGAGUCAGGCCCGUGCCGACCUUUACGUCGGUGAGCGGACGAGCUCUCUCAACUUCGUCGGUGCUCCGAGCUGUGGCUGCUCCUGCCGUCGGUAACUACACACCCAGCACGGAUGGUCCCACGCUCAACAGCCCGAGCGAGCUCGCCAGGAAGAUCUCGGCUCAGGUCCUGCCUCGACUGCCUCCUGUCGAUGUGAAAAAGGUGUUGGUCGUCGGAUCGGGUGGUCUGAGUAUCGGUCAGGCUGGAGAGUUCGAUUAUUCUGGAUCCCAAGCCAUCAAGGCCCUGAAAGAAUCAAAUAUCGAUACCAUCCUGAUCAACCCCAACAUUGCGACGAUCCAGACCUCGCAUCAUCUUGCCGACACCAUCUUCUUCUUGCCCGUCACCGCCGACUAUGUAGCCUACGUAUUGGAAAAGGAACGACCAGACGGAAUCUUGCUCACUUUUGGAGGUCAAUCGGCUUUGAACGUCGGUAUCCAGCUCGACAAGAUGGGUAUUCUCGAGAGGUUGGGCGUGCAGGUUUUGGGUACGCCCAUCAGGACCUUGGAGGUCUCCGAAGAUCGAGACUUGUUUGUGCAAGCAUUGAACGAGAUCGACAUUCCCGCUGCCCAUUCGGUCGCGGUAUCAUCCAUCCAGGGUGCCCUUGAUGCCGCUGCUCAGAUCGGAUACCCCAUCAUUGUCCGAUCAGCCUUUUCGCUUGGAGGUCUUGGUUCCGGUUUCGCUCACGACGAGGAAGAGUUGAGGAACUUGAGUGCCAAGUCUCUCAGUCUGAGUCCCCAGAUCUUGGUCGAGAAGAGCUUGAAGGGUUGGAAGGAGGUUGAGUACGAAGUUGUUCGAGACGCUGCCGAUAACACGAUCAUUUGCUGUAACAUGGAGAACUUUGAUCCCCUCGGAACACACACCGGUGACUCGAUCGUCGUUGCCCCCUCGCAAACCUUGACGGACGAGGAGUACCACAUGCUGAGGAGUGCUGCGAUCAAGAUCGUCAGGCACGUUGGUGUUGUAGGAGAGUGCAACGUGCAAUACGCUCUCAACCCCAAGAGCAACGAAUACAUGGUUAUCGAGAUGAACGCUCGUCUUUCCCGAUCCAGUGCUCUCGCUUCGAAAGCCACGGGUUACCCCUUGGCGUACACCGCUGCCAAGAUCGCACUUGGUCAUACCCUGCCCGAAUUGCCCAACGCCGUUACCAAAUCGACUACCGCUUGUUUCGAGCCUUCGCUCGAUUACAUUGUUACCAAAAUCCCCAAGUGGGACCUGGCCAAAUUCCAGUAUGUGGAACGAUUCGUCGGCUCGGCCAUGAAGUCGGUAGGAGAGGUUAUGGCCAUCGGACGUACUUUCGAAGAGUCUUUGCAGAAGGCUAUUCGUCAGGUUGACCCUCGAUUUUCUGGGUUCGAGGCCUACUGGAAGCCUGAAGAACUCGACUAUCACCUGGCCAACAACAACGACAGGCGAUUGUUCGCCAUCGCUCACGCCAUGCUCAACUUGGACUAUUCGGUAGACCGAUUGCACGACCUCACCCAGAUCGACAAGUGGUUCCUUUACAAGCUCGAGAACAUUGUCGAGGUUCACAAGCGAAUUCAAUCUACCAAGUUCGAUGCCAUUGACUACAACUUGAUGAUGUCGGCCAAGAAGACUGGUUUCUCGGACACCCAGAUCGCCGAUUUGACUGGGAAGAAGGAGGACGAAGUCCGGGCUUUGAGGAAAUCUCUUGGAAUCACCCCCUUCGUCAAGCGUAUCGACACCCUCGCUGCCGAAUACCCCGCUUUCACCAACUACCUUUACACCACUUAUAACGCCUCGACACACGAUGUUGAGUUCGAUGAACACGGUACCAUGGUCUUGGGAAGCGGAGUGUACCGUAUUGGAAGCAGUGUCGAGUUCGAUUGGUGCGCGGUCACCUGUUCGCGAGCGGUCAGGAAUCUCGGAAAGAAGACGAUCAUGAUCAACUACAACCCCGAGACGGUAUCCACCGACUUCGACGAAGCCGACCGAUUGUAUUUCGAAGAGCUGGGUUUCGAGAGGGUCAUGGACAUCUACGAGAUGGAAGGUGCUGAAGGAGCUGUCGUUAGCGUCGGAGGUCAACUCCCUCAGAACAUUGCGUUGAGGCUGAAGAACAGCGGGGUCAACGUGCUCGGAACGGAUCCUGAGCAGAUCGACAACGCCGAGGACAGGCACAAGUUCUCUUCCAUCUUGGACAGUAUCGGCGUCGAUCAGCCUGAUUGGACCGAAGCAUCUUCCCUCGAGGAUGCCAAGGCUUUCGCCAACCGUGUCGGUUACCCUGUCCUUAUCCGACCGUCUUACGUCCUUUCCGGUGCCGCCAUGAACGUUGUAUGGGACGAAUCCACCAUGGAUCACUUCUUGUCUGCUGCCGCCGACGUCUCUCCUGAUCACCCCGUUGUCAUCACCAAGUUCAUCGACAACGCACAGGAAAUCGAUGUAGACGCCGUGGCCCACAAGGGACGCCUGAUCGUCCACGCCGUGUCUGAACACGUCGAAAACGCCGGGGUGCAUUCCGGAGAUGCCACUCUUGUUCUCCCUCCCUUCUCCCUUUCGGAUGAGGACCUUGACCGUCUCAAGGUGAUUGCCGAGAAGGUCGGAAAGGCUUGGGAGAUCUCAGGACCAUACAACAUGCAGAUCAUCCGAAAGCCUCCUGUUGACGGAAAGCCCGCUGAACUGAAGGUCAUCGAGUGUAACCUGCGAGCGUCGCGAUCCUUCCCUUUCGUGUCGAAGGUAUUGGGACACAACUUCAUCGAUACGGCCACCGCUGCCAUCAUGGACCAGAACGUACCUGAGCCUGUAGAUCUCAUGAAGGAGAAGCGAGAUUACGUCGCUAUCAAGGUCCCUCAAUUCAGUUGGACCCGUCUCGGAGGCAACAAGGGAGGUGCUGAUCCUAUGCUUGGUGUCGAGAUGGCUUCGACCGGUGAGGUAGCAGCUUUCGGCCGAAACGUACAGGAGGCCUACUUCAACGCCACCAUGUCUGUCAACGGCUUCAAGUUGCCCAAGCUUGGGUCGGGGGUUCUUAUCGGAGGAGAUAUCGACAGGCCAGAGAUCGGCCUGGUAGCGAAGGGCUUGUCAGAUCUCGGGUUCAAAAUCUUCUGUUCGAGCGCGGCUGUCGAGGAGCACUUGAACUCAAUUCCCUACCUGUCUGCGUCCAAGAUCUUCUUCCCUGUCAAGGACAAGGGCAAGCUUUUCGAGGCUUUCGAGAACGCCAACAUCCAGAUGGUGAUCAACCUGUGUCGAUCUCGAGCACCCAACACCCUGGACGAAAACUACGUUGCCCGCCGAAACGCCGUCGACUUUGGUAUUGCUCUCAUGACGAACCCCAACCUUGCCCUCUUGUGGGUAGAGACGUUGGCAGCAAAAAUCGCCUCCGGCGGCAUGCAGCCGUACCAGGAAGGACAGAUCCCAGAGGACGUCAAGUCAUGGCGAGAAUGGGUGCCUCACGCAUAGAAACGGGGCUAUCACGACCAUUCACAUUGCACGGCGGGCUAGCCGUUUGCCCUCACCGACUCGAAAAGGAUGCCUUGGAAGCUAGACUAGGGUGAUCAGGCUCGCCUUCAGAACAAGAGUAGCCCCUUAUUUCUUAGAGGCCUUUCGAGACGCUUGUACAUUUUCAAUCUUAAUCACGACACAAUCGAUUUCAUUCCCGCAUAUCGUCACAUUUCUAUCGAUCACGGAUUGAUGGGAUCGACUGAUGUCACGUGACAAUCAAG
Messenger RNA from Filobasidium floriforme, 4118 nucleotides. RefSeq lists its product as uncharacterized. Gene Ontology annotation, biological process: UTP biosynthetic process; 'de novo' pyrimidine nucleobase biosynthetic process; L-citrulline biosynthetic process. The record is from RefSeq and is a predicted model, not a curated record. The transcript is spliced from 17 exons. Gene Ontology annotation, cellular component: cytosol; cytoplasm. Lineage: Eukaryota; Fungi; Basidiomycota; Tremellomycetes; Filobasidiales; Filobasidiaceae. Bases 337 to 3855 code for a protein of 1172 amino acids. Gene Ontology annotation, molecular function: ATP binding; aspartate carbamoyltransferase activity; metal ion binding.